AUGACCACCUUCUCUCUGGUGGCGCUUCCUAUCGUCGUCGUACUUCUCGUCGUGCGAUAUUACAAAGAGAUUUUCAAUUGGAUAUCGACAACUGCGAAGAGCAAGGGCUUUUUGAAAAAUGGAGGUACCCAUAGCCCCUCCGACGUCAAGCGCAUGGCACCGUACCCAGCACAGCCCAUCAAAGGCAGAGAGCGAUAUCGGGUCAUGAUGGACAUUCGCAAACUGGAUGUCCAGAAUUGGCUUACGCUUGACAAAAACUACAUGGAGGAGCAUUCGGUGCGAGACGACCUACUCCGUGAGAAACGAGACAAGGUUUUACAAUGUUUGCCCGAGUCAGCGCAAGCCUGUCAGGAGGCGCUGGAAGAAGUCUCCCAAUUUCUCUGCGAAAGAUACCCCAACAUGUUUCAAAAACUGGUGCAUGGCGACCGAACCUCCAUCCAAAAUUGCAUGACAGGAGAGCGAUUCGAUAUCGGUGGCUCAGUUUCUGGCGGUGAAGGUAUUGACGCGCUUGAGGCGGCUGUACGACUUACUAUGGAGGAUCUGAGCAUUUUGAUGAUGAAUGAAGAUGGCGAGUACUAUCUCGCCGCCAGCGCAAGUCUUUUCCCAACUGGAUGGACGGUCCAAGAGCGUAUCGGAUGGACGAUCUCCCGCCUCCACGGACCUGUCCCUCUGUGGCAUCAGCACGUUGCCAAUUCCGUGAGCAAAUUUCUGGCGCGGCUGACGCCAAAUUCCCCAAUGGAGCGGUCAAACUACUUUGUUGAGAUCAAACGGCCUGACGAGAAUCUGAUCGAGAUUUUGUAUCGGCCGAAGGGACUGUGCGAGAAAGAUCUGUCCGAUCCGUCUCCCGAGGAAAUUAUUAUUCGCCGAGAGAGACAGACUUUCCGCCGUAUGCCAAAAACGGGGACUAUCCUAUUCGGCGUCAAGACGUAUCUGACCACGCUUGAUCAGCUGCCAAUGCAGGAGCUGGAAAACCUCGCAAAGGAAAUGAGGAGCUGGCCUCAAUACGUGGGCGAGUACAAGGGCAAAGACGUUUGGGGUGCCAAAGUACUGGAGUUCUACAAAAGUCGAGCUGGUCAGAUGGAUGAGAAGUUUGAGGUAUGA
Molecule: messenger RNA, 1101 nt
Organism: Penicillium daleae
Lineage: Eukaryota; Fungi; Ascomycota; Eurotiomycetes; Eurotiales; Aspergillaceae
Product: heme-dependent oxidative N-demethylase family protein
Exons: 3
Coding region: 1-1101 (366 amino acids)
Source: RefSeq, a predicted model, not a curated record